Molecule: messenger RNA, 2204 nt
Organism: Mercenaria mercenaria
Lineage: Eukaryota; Metazoa; Mollusca; Bivalvia; Venerida; Veneridae
Exons: 1
Coding region: 116-1657 (513 amino acids)
Biological process (GO): neuropeptide signaling pathway
Cellular component (GO): membrane
Molecular function (GO): neuropeptide receptor activity
Source: RefSeq, a predicted model, not a curated record
UCAUUCUCUCAAGAUUAACUGAUAUUGUUAAUAUACAUUAAUUUGUACCAAGGAUACAAUUAUAUGGAUAAAACGCAGUGAUUGGAAUAUAAUAAUUCGCUGAUUGUUUAUAGUAAUGUUAUUAACUGAACAUACAGUGGAUAUGACUCUGGUAUUUUUGCCUGUUACAAUAAUUAUUGGGUUAUUUUCGCUUUUAGGAAUAAUAGGAAAUACUGUUGUCAUUAUCGUGUAUAACCGAAAGUACCCGACAUGCAAUUUUAAAUAUUUUGUACUGGUUUUGGCGGGAAUAGAUCUCGUAAGCUGUGCGAUUUUGAUGCCUAUGGAAAUGUACACGCUGGCUCACUGGUUCAAGUUUACAUAUUCCUGGCUAUGCAAGAUUAAAUCGUUUUUAAACGUGUUUACAGUAACGUCUUCUGCAUCAGCUCUUCUCCUUAUAGCGAUUGACAGAUUUCGGAAAGUUUGUAAACCUCAUAGCAAACAGAUCCAGCCGCAAUUAGCAAUAAAACUGACAAUCAUUAUCUUAUUUCUUUCUAUCAUCCCGGCUACUAGUGAUGCUGUAUUUUGGGGGAUACACACUCACGUGGAAGGUAACGUUACCAUAUUUAUGUGUGAAAAAGACGAUGAGUUUAAAGAUACGAUUUGGCCAAAACUCCAUGCUGUAAUACUGUAUGCUGGUGCUAACUCUGUUGUAAUGUUAUCAACAGUCGUGCUUUACAUUCUGAUAGCUGUGAAAUUAUUUUGUGUCCCUUCUGGUCCAGUUGUUUCAACCCCUCAGAUCAGGGUAGAUACAACAACUGAAGACACCGGUAUGGUAACAACUGACAAUGCAAACAAAGAAGUGAACGUCUUCAUGUUUCCGGUAGAUAUCGAAUCCGGACUAUCGGAAUCCGAGGAUAUCGAUAGUGUCGCACCAGUGAAUCAGGGAGACAUUACAGAUGAUAGCCAAGAUAGUCUUAUAGAGCAUGUGAAGGAUAACAGGGGCGGAGAUAGUCUAAAAAUGGUACAAUUAAGACAAACAUCUGAAGAAACGGAUAACUCUUUGUCAGCGAAAAAAGUACUUAGAAUAUCUAUACAGAGACUUUCAGAUUCGUGUGAUAGAAAUUCCCUACGAAUUCCUGACGUGAUUUUCCGCAAAGCUCCUAGAAGCCCUGCCCCUAAAAGUCCUGUGAGUCCAACAACACAGAAAAAGAAACGGGAAGCCUACCGCCGCCGGCGUUCUACAAUAGGAAGUCUUUCUAAACAUUCUGGAAUACGACUACGUCGUAAAACGUUAAUAAUGUUUAUAUUGACGGCGGUGUUCGUCGGCACAACCGUUUUGUAUUUUUGCCUCAUUGGUCUGAUGUCCGACGAGGACAAUCACUUUGUAAGCAAACUUACUUCAUCAGAACAGACAGCCUGGUUAUUCUUCCUCCGACUAUAUUUCAUCAACAGUGUAAUUAAUCCUAUUCUGUAUGGAUUCCUAGACCAAAGAUUUCGCAGGGCAUUAUGGAACAUGGGGGUUCGAGUCACAUUUGCUGCUGGUUCCCUCAAACGGAAUAUAGGAAUGUCGAUAAGGAGUAGGUCUAGUACAGGAAGAAAUGAAGUGACUGUAGAACAGACACGCCGGGAACCAAGAUCCAUUUUAAAAUCUAGAUCAAGUACUACAGUGUCAGAUUAAAUAAGUUAUCAGUGUCAUGAAAAUAGUGACCUUCAUAUAAUUGAUAUUAUUGCAAAAUAAUGAUGAAUAUAUCAUAACCCACCUUAAUCGGUAUAUGGGAUAAUCGAUGAAAUGUUGUCACACUUAGAAUCGAACAUUCUACAUUGAAAGUAUUUCAAACUGGACAGCUAAACAUACAUACCAUGUAACGAUAUGAAAGGUCCAUUAAGCUUUAAAUUCUAUGUUAAAACAUAUUAUUCAGCUGUUCAAAUAGACAUUAGACAUAAUUACUUUUAUUAUUGCACGUGAACUUUUACAGCUAGAUGCAUAAAGGGAGUUAAUAAAAAACUUUCUACUUAGAUAAACCAAUAUUAAAACCUCACAAACAUAUCAGAGAGAAAAUGAUAAAAAUAUAUUUUCUGUCCGGAACGGAAAAUGCUGCAUCCACAUUUAAUAUAAAGGCAUUAUGGACUUUCUAAGCCUACGGCUAGAAAAUAGUCCAACGUCAUCACUGUUUAACUUGUUUACCUUUAAUGUUCUCAGUAGAAUUAAAAUGUUAUUUAAGGUA